Molecule: messenger RNA, 2174 nt
Organism: Oncorhynchus nerka (sockeye salmon)
Lineage: Eukaryota; Metazoa; Chordata; Actinopteri; Salmoniformes; Salmonidae
Exons: 7
Coding region: 57-2174 (705 amino acids)
Molecular function (GO): protein binding
Source: RefSeq, a predicted model, not a curated record
CACAUGCGCGUUGGGCAAUCUACCGGAGCGCGAGGACGGGUAGGAGAGCAGUCCUAAUGGCGGAGAACGUACGGUCGCCUUUUGACUACCGGGAGCCACCGACCCUCGACAGUGACGGGGAUGGGAGCAAACCGCCACCGCCGCCGCCCCGGGGGCGGGUGUGUGGGAGAAAAAGGAAGGGUACACCUGUGAAAGUGUGUGACCAGGCCUACGUGACCGAGGAUGAAGAGGAGGAAAGUCUGUCUGAACACAGCUACAGUCCGGGUGGUGGGCAGUACCCAGAGGGAGCGGAGGACAGACUGCCUCCACCCGGAAGCCCUUACUACCUUGCUGACCCCUCCCAGCUCUGCGUGUCGGAGCUGGGUGAGGAGGGGGCGAGUGGUGUCCGGGGGCCAGUGCUCUUCCACCCCCCUCCCAACUGCAGAAUCCGAGAGGUGCACUGUGGAAGCCAGGUGCGACUGGUUGUUAUAGCGAUCCAUGACAUCGCCAAAGGGGAGGAGAUCACGGUGGACUACAGCCUGACGGACUGGGGAGAGAACGCCAUGGGAUUCCAUAGCUCUAUGUCUUCGCGAGGGUUUGACUGCAGCUUUAACCCAGACAAUAACAUUAAGAAGGAGGAAGAGCCCGGCCCCCACCCUCUGUCUCUCUCUGACUACCUCACCCCCUCCUGGUCCCUCUCCCCUUCCUCCUCCCCGCUCACCCACUCUGAGCCCAGCGACUCAGACCGAGAAGAAGAUGACGACGAUGAUGAUGAAGAAGAAGAGAUGGAGGAGCUGAGGGGCCGUAUGCUCAGUCGCCGAAAGAAGCGCAAGAUAGCUGUCACGGUCACCACCAAGAAGAACAGCGCCGCUAAUCCCAGGGUGGGACCCGGCCACCCCUGCUCGUUGUUAUCCUCCCGAUUGGCUGCCUCCCAGGCCCAGACCCAGUCUCAGGCCGCCACUACCCUGGCGCCCCCCACCACCAAUAUCAACAACAACAUCAACAUAAACAUUGGCAGCUCCAGCGGGGCUACUGUCAGCCGACGGCAGCACUGUUCCUACUGCGGCCGCCACUACCGUUCGCUGGCGCGCCACCUGGAGAAACACCAUGCCAACCAGCCAAAGGUCAGGGCGGCCAUGGAUCUAGCCACACGCCACACACACUCCUCCUCUACCUCCCAUCCUCACUCCUCCACCACCACCACCUCUCAUGGCCAUACCUUCACCUCCCCCCAGCCCUCCUCAUCCUCCACUCCCGCCCCUCCCCCUCCUUUCUCCAGGGAGAGGGAUGCGCCGGCCACUCGAAGUUCCUCGGGGGUGGUCUCCUUUUCGCUCUCACUGUCUGCUCAGUCGGCUGUGGCCAAGAAAGGCUCCAACUUAUCGGUGCAGACGCCAAAGCAAUGCUUCGCCCCUGCAGUGGCACCGGUUAAAAGUCUGCCCACACCAGCCAGGAGGGGCCGUAGGCCGAAGAGAGCAAAGGAGGAACAGCAGAAAACAGAGGAGUGCUUCAGGAGCAAGGAGGAAGAGAUACCUCCACGUUCUACCCCAGAGCCGGAGGAAGAAGAGCCGGGUGAGGAGCUGGAGCUGUGUGGAGCUGGGGAAGGGGAUAGUCCUGAGAAUAAGAGUGUCGAGAUGGCUAGCUCUCACAGACAUCACAUGCCCCCUCUCCUAUCCUCCCUCUCCUGCCUGGUGCUCUUCCUCCGCCGGCAGCAACACUCUUCCUUCUUGUCCCUAUCUCGCUCCCCCAGUUCGGCCGAGGCCUGGCGCCUACUUUGCCACUCCAGCCUGGCGCUACUUAUCCUCUACAACCGGCACCGUGAGUGCGAAGUGGCCAAGCUCACCACCCAGGACUACCACAACCGCACCACCACACCGAGCCCAACCCAGGCUAACUUGGCCAACGACCCCCCCACUGGCCUAGAGGCCAUCCUCUCCCCCUUCGAGCACCAGGUGCUUUGCCACCUCCCCCGGGCAGGUGUGCUGGGUAAGCGGGGGUGUAUCCAACCCCUCAUCCUGCCCCCGCACUGCGAGCCCUGCAUGGAGCUGCUCCUUCAGACAUCUGCCAAUGUGGGCGUGGACCCCCACAGCCCCUACGUCUUCUCCAGGCCCUUCCACUCGCCCGCCACCCCGCUCCGGGCACCGACCUGCUGCGCAACCUGGCACGUGCCAGCGGCGCCAAGAAUCCCGGAGUGCUGA